Molecule: messenger RNA, 1689 nt
Organism: Aureobasidium vineae
Lineage: Eukaryota; Fungi; Ascomycota; Dothideomycetes; Dothideales; Saccotheciaceae
Source: the annotation of a GenBank genome assembly
AUGGCCGACUUAGCACCUGCUCAGUCCAGUCAGCCUCAANAAAGGAAAUUCAACGAGGGCAAGAGACAUUUCAAGAAGAACAAGAAGCAAAAGCAGACAACCGUCAAGGAAGGUUCCAAUGAAGAGGUUCUGAUCGCCGACGUGCGCGCAUUGCUCGAGAAGCACUCGAUCGCCUCGAAGCCCGAGGAAGGACAAGCAGAACAACAAGCUCCCGCUCAACUACCCGAGCCAUUCACCGAGUACGAUGUCACCAUUGAAGAACUUUCGUCCACCGGCGACGGUCUCGCUGUCAUUCCUGGAUCCUCUCAAGUCGCCGUUGUCCCCUUUACCGCUCCCGGCGACAAGGUCACCGUCAAGAUCAUCAAGCAUUUGCAAGACACAAACUACACCUUGACCGACUUUGUCAAGGUCCUUGAACCCUCGACCCACCGCGAUGACUCUCUUGCCAAGUGCGGCUACUUUUCCAAAUGCUCUGGCUGCCAAUUCCAAUUCCUUCCAUACCAAUACCAGCUGGAUCAUAAGAAGAGCAUCGUCGAAAAGGCCUACAAGAACUUCUGCAACUUGCCCGCACAUCUCGUCCCUGCCAUUGGCGACACCAUGGGUUCGCCUCUGCAAUAUGGUUACCGCACCAAGUUGACUCCUCAUUUCGAUGGUCCUCCCGGUGGUAGACGAGACAGACGUCAAGGUGUCAAGGCUGUCUUCUCAGAGGUACCACCCAUCGGUUUCAUGCUCAAGGGAACUCGCAAGACUAUGGACAUUGAGGAUUGCCCUAUCGGCACGGAUGCUGUACGCAUGGGCAUGAAGAGCGAGAGAGAAAGAGUCAAGGUCGAGCUGGAGAAGUACCAGCGCGGUGCUACACUGCUGCUGCGUGAAAGCACAAAGCGUAUCGAGAAGACAGAUCUCCCACAGGAGCAGCAGACGAACAGCGGUGCUGCUGAGGAGCAACCUAUCGAGGUUCAGGCUGCUGCACCAUCAAGCGAGUCCAAGGACUACAUCGACGAGGACCGCGGAUCACACGUCCACCGCAAGACAUGCGUCACUGACCAGAACGCUGUUUCGACAGAGUAUGUUGACGACUUCCGUUUCGACAACCCUGCUGGCUCUUUCUUCCAAAACAACAACUCCAUCCUCCCCAGCUUCACUCAGUACAUUCGUGACAACAUUCUUCCUAAAGACCAACCAGCGGAUGCGCCCAAGAUCACAAACUUGAUCGACGCCUACUCUGGCAGUGGUCUCUUUACCGUCACCUUGUCCCCUCUCUUCAACAACUCCAUCGGCAUCGACGUCUCGACGAAAUCUAUCGAGUUCGCGUCCACAAAUGCCAAACUCAACAACAUCCCUUCCUCUUCUGCUCGCUUCCUUGCCGGCGACGCCAACAACAUCUUCGCUGAGAUCAAGUUCCCUGCUGCAGAGACUGCCGUCGUCAUAGACCCUUCAAGAAAGGGUUGUGAUGAAAACUUCCUUGGUCAGUUGCUGCAGUUUGGACCUGAGAGGGUGUGCUAUGUCAGUUGUAACGUGCACACUCAGGCCCGAGAUGUGGGUGUCUUGGUUGGAGGUCUUGCUGGUGUCAAUGGAGGCAAGGGCUUGUAUGAGAUUGAGAGUCUGAGAGGAUUCGAUUUCUUCCCUCAGACUGGCCAUGUCGAGGGUGUAGCUUUCUUGAGGAAGAAGAAGGAUGUUGCUGCUGAGUAG